AGGAGGACCGUACCGGGGUCCAGACUGGGGCUGGGCUGAGCGAGAAGCUGACAGGUGAGCCCGGGCUCAGGCCCGAGGCCGGGGAACAGCGCGGCCCUGGAGGAGGUCCGGGAGUCCGGCGGGGUUGCUGGCGAUACACACAAUAUGACUUUGGCUGCUCUGCUGAUCCUCUGCCCUUUUUCCUUCCUCUGGGAUUGAUGAUCAUUGAACAGAACCAUCAGGGGCAACCUGGGUGGAGAGAACUUUGGAGUGGGGAGCCUAAAGCGCCCCUUCAGUCCGCAGAAGAUCAAGAUGCCACUAUGUCACUGUGCUGCAAGACACACUGACUCCGAUGGAGACUGGGGCUACCCUGGCAGCAGCGGCAUCAAGGUUCUCCUCCACUGGAGCAAUGGGGGUGACCCGUAUGUGACCUACAACCAGGGCACCAUGACUGCAGAGGAAAUCUGCAUUCACAUUGCACAGAAAGUGGGGAUCACCCCACUCUGCUACAACCUCUUCGCAUUAUAUGAUAACCAGGCCCAAAUCUGGCUGCCUCCUAACCACUUCUUUGAGAUCACCAAGGACACCAACCAGAUCCUGCAGUUUCGAAUGAGGUAUUACUUCCGAAACUGGCAUGGUCUGAGCACCCAGGAGCCAGCUGUGUACCGAAGCAUGCCUCGAGGUGUUGAGGUCUCUGAAGAGAAGAGCAUUGAGCAGGGGUGUGCUUUGCUGGACAAAGCCUCCUUUGAAUACCUCUAUGAACAGGGGAAGUUUGAGUUUGUCAAUGAUGUUGCAUCCCUUUCGGACCUGCACAGUGAAGCAGAGAUACAUCACUUCAAGAAUGAGAGUCUAGGCAUGGCUGUGCUGCACCUUUCCCACCUUGCCCUACAGCGUGGUGUCCCUCUGGAAGAGGUGGUGAGGAAGACCAGCUUCAAAGACUGCAUCCCUCGCUCCUUCAGCCGACAAAUCCAGCAGAACAAUUCUCUGACUAAAUUCCGCCUGAGAAAUGUUUUCCAGAAGUUUAUGCGACGUUUCCAUGUUCAGACAGUGGGUCCAGGACGUCUUAGUGAACAGGACAUUAUGUUCAAAUACUUGGCUACUCUGGAACAGCUGGCCCCACGCUUUGGCACCGAGCGCUUUCUUGCCCUGACUUUGGCAUUGGCCACAGAGGCCGAAAGGGAUCUGUGCUAUGUCAAUAGCAGUGAACAAGGGCCUACCGUUCCACCAGGAGCCACUCUGUCCCUUGCUGACCAGGCUCCCUCCCAUGAGGUUCUAGUGACAGGUACAAGUGGUAUUCAGUGGCGGCCUCUUCAGGUGGAGGAUUCUGACUUGGAAAUCAGCCACCCCCGAAGCUCCUUUGGUAAGAAGUCCAAGGCCCGGGAGGCAGAGAGCCGGAAGCCAAGCCAGCUGCCCACUGAAAGGAAAGAGAGCCCCUGGACAUAUUUUUGUGAUUUCCAAGAUAUCACUCAUGUUGUGGUGAAGGAGAACAACGUCAGCAUCCACCGUCAGGACAACAAGUGCCUGGAACUGACUCUCCCUUCACCUAUGGUGGCCCUCUCUCUGGUAUCCCUGGUGGAUGGUUACUUCAGGCUGACGGCGGACUCCAGCCACUACCUGUGCCAUGAGGUGGCCCCUCCGAGGCUGGUGAUGAGCAUUCAAAAUGGCAUCCAUGGGCCCCUGCAGGAGCCUUAUGUCCUGUCCAAACUGAAGCGAGAGGAGGUAGAAGAUGGUCUCUACCUUAUCCGCUGGAGUUCCUUUGAUUUCCACCGCCUCAUCCUGACUGUGGCCCGGAAGGACCAGGCAUUCGGAGCACAGGGUCUCCAUUACAAGCAGUUCCGAAUUGAAGAGCGGGGCCUGACCUUCCAGCUGGAAGGCUGGGAUCAAGCCUUUUCCAGUGUACGUGAGCUCACUGUGGCCCUGCAAGGCUGCACGCUGCGAUCCAGCUCUGGCUCUGGUCCUGGUUCCAGCCUAGAGAGCUUCACACUCAGCAAAUGCUGCCUGCCUCGAGCAGGAGAAAUUUCCAACCUGAUCAUCACUCGGCAGCGUCCUAAGGAAGGCCCCAAACCACUCAACUUGUCUCAGCUUAGCUUCCACCAAAUCCGAAAGGAAGAGAUCACCCAGCUGGCUCACCUGGGACAGGGUACCCGAACCAACAUUUAUGAGGGACUCCUACACGUGGGGGGUGGAAUGGGAGCUGAGGAUGAGGAAGAAGAGAGCAUCCCCUCAGAGCCCAACAACAACCAUCGGAAGCUUCGAGUGGUGCUGAAGGUGCUGGACCCAAGUCACCGUGAUAUUGCUCUGGCAUUUUUCGAGACAGCCAGCCUAAUGAGCCAGGUCUCCCACAUACACCUGGCCUUCGUCCAUGGUGUUUGUGUCCGGGGCUCUGAGAAUAUCAUGGUGGCAGAACUUGUAGAACAUGGGCCACUAGACGUCUGUCUACGCCGGGAGAGGGGCCACGUGCCUGUGGCCUGGAAGAUUACUGUGGCCCAGCAGCUUGCCAGUGCUCUCAGCUACCUAGAAGAUAAGAACCUGGUUCAUGGUAAUGUCUGUGCCAAGAACAUCUUGCUGGCAAGACGUGGCCUUGGGGAUGGCACUCAGCCCUUCAUCAAGCUCAGUGAUCCUGGAGUCAGUGUCACUGCCCUCUCCAGGGAGGAGAGGGUAGAGCGUAUUCCUUGGAUCGCCCCCGAGUGUGUACCCAGUGGAACUGGCCUCAGCACAGCCGCUGACAAGUGGAGCUUUGGAACAACACUAUUAGAGAUCUGCUUUGAUGGGGAAGCACCUCUACAGGGUCGUACUCCUUCUGAGAAGGAGCGCUUUUAUGAGAAGAAACACCGACUCCCUGAGCCCUCAUGCAAGGAGCUGGCCACCCUCAUCAGCCAAUGCCUCACCUAUGAGGCCAACCAGCGACCUUCCUUUCGAACUAUCCUCCGUGAUCUCACUCAGCUGCAGCCCCAGAAUCUCGUUGACAUCACCACCGUAAGCCCAGAGUUCCCAGCCUCAGACCCUACCGUUUUUCAGAAACGCUACCUAAAGAAGAUCCGAGACCUGGGAGAGGGUCACUUUGGCAAGGUGAGCCUCUACUGCUAUGACCCAACUAAUGAUGGGACAGGUGAGAUGGUGGCUGUAAAAUCUCUCAAGGCUGGCUGCAGCUCCCAACUCCUGAGCAGCUGGCAACGGGAGAUCGAGAUCCUUCGGACACUCUACCAUGAGCACAUCGUCAAGUAUAAGGGCUGCUGCAGUGACCAAGGGGAGAAGAUGGUCCAGCUGAUCAUGGAGUAUGUGCCACUAGGCAGCUUGCGGGACUACCUCCCUAAACACAGUUUGGGGCUGGCCCAGAUUCUACUAUUUGCUCAACAGAUCUGUGAGGGCAUGGCCUACCUCCAUUCCCAACACUACAUCCACCGAGACCUGGCAGCCCGAAAUGUUCUUCUGGAGAAUGACAAUACUGUCAAAAUUGGAGACUUUGGCCUGGCCAAGGCUGUGCCAGAGGGCCAUGAUUACUACUGUGUCCAGGAGGAUGGAGACAGCCCUGUCUUCUGGUAUGCCAUGGAGUGUCUCAAGGAAUGUAAGUUCUACUACGCCUCAGAUGUCUGGUCCUUUGGGGUCACCCUCUAUGAGCUGCUGACCCGCUGUGACUGCAAUCAAACCCCGCCCUUGAAAUUCAUCGAAAUGAUUGGGGUCACCCAAGGCCAAAUGACUGUGCUGAGGCUCAUUGACCUGCUGGAGAGAGGUCAGAGAUUGCCUUGUCCCAAGGAUUGUCCCAGUGAGAUCUAUCUUCUCAUGAAGAACUGCUGGGAAUAUGAGGCCUCCUUUCGCCCAACCUUCCAGAAUCUUGUUCCCCUCCUCAGGACAUUCCAUGAGAAGUACAGAAAUCAAGCACCCUCUGUGUUUAGUGUAUGCUGAAGGAGAGAGGCCUGGAGCAAUUGUGACCAGCCUGGGCUCAUCUACUGCACUAUGGGAGUGGGAAAUCUAAUUGGGGCCUUAUUGUUAGGACUCCUCAGUGAUUGGAGACUGUCUCCCCCUCUCUCCAUCAUCCUCAGUCCUGGGGGGAGUGGGACCUUAUUUAACCCCUUGAGACCCACAGGAAAGGGCCCAUGGUGGCAUCCUCAACUUUUUUUUCCCCAAUGCCAGGUGGUGCCCAGGGGUUAUAUGACUGGGGCUGCCUAGCUACUCCUCUAUCACAUACAGGUUUGAAACUCUGAAAAUAAGAGGCACUUCAGCUAAUGGGGGGACCUAACACUGUGACCUCUGCCAGCCCUCUCAGAGCUGGGAGUGAGGGGUCAGCCAGCUGUCCUCUCUCCGGAAGCCACUUGCCUUGUGCCUUGCCCCGGUCGUCCCCGUCCCGUCCCCCCCCCCUCCCGCCGCAAACACACCUCUGCCUCCCCCUCCAUCACCUCGGGACCAAUGAGGGGAAAACUCGAUGUUGUUGCCUUCUCUCCAAGAGGCCUUAACCCUCUUCUUCUGCCUUCAUCCUAACCCCUUCUGUCCCUUCCCCUUCCGGGGCAGGUUCCAUUUUGGAUGGGGAAGGAAGGAGAGAAACGUGAGCAUAAUGGAGAAUCUUCAGGGUGGAGCUCUUCUAAGCCCCUUGUCAUCUCCAUUGUACCUUCAACCCCAGUCCAGGUGCCCUCCCCCCAACUGUGUGCUCUCAGUGCCCUGCUCUACCCACAAGUAAACCCAUGUUCCUUCUGCCCACAGGAGCUUCAUCUGUGUAGGUAGAAAUGUUAGGGGUCCCUUUUUGAGCUAGGCUGAGUUGACCUAGGAAAAAGGCUAAGGACCCUGGUCUUAAGAACCAGUCAUAGGAAGCUACAGGUAAAUAUUCUUGUUUUCAAAGAUUAAAACACAGGGUCUGUCCCUCCCUGCAGUCGAUCACUCAGGCCAGAUGAGGCAGAGAAUGGGCUUAAGUCUUGAGUUCCAUUUUCCCUCUUACUUUAGCCACACUUGUUUCAUUCUCUGUAUCUCUCUCUCUCUCUCUCUCUCUCUCUCUCUAUCUCUAUCUCUCUCUCUCUCUCUCUCCUCUCUCUCCCCCCUUCCCUCCCUCCCCCUUUCCCAAUCCCCUUUCUUUACACUGGGUCCCCCGGGCUCUAAAGUGAAUCUAGGCUGGGUGUGUCUGAGAGUGUAGUUAGUCAUCAUGGUAUCACUUCCUUUCUCCAAGAAACACUGCCAUCUCCUUUUCAUUUCCCACUCAAGUCCAGCAAGCAGGUCGACUUUCUGUAAAUCAGCUUCUCCCAGAGUCUCUGACACCAGCCUCUGGUCAGGUUUGGAUUUGGGGCCCCAACGACUCAGAAAAGAAUGAUUGUGUUAUGUAACUGUGUGACAGAAAAGGAGAUUGAGAGAGGUCUCCCUAGCCAUUGAAGGCAAGGAUCUUGUCUUGUCUUGCCCACAGUACAGUGCUAACUUCACACCAAAGAGGCACUUGGGAGCGUUUGUGGUAGAGGAAGAGGAAGAGCAGGUAGGUCCCCAGCAACCGGGUCCUCUAAGGAUUAUGAUUGGUCUGCAGAUGUUAUGUAGGUUGCCUCAUGACAUAAUGCAUGAGUGUUGAAGACAACAGAAUUACAGCCAAGGUAAAGAUUUAAUUAAUAAAAAGGAAGAAGCUUCUAGGCGCCAUCCAGGUGGAUGGGACUGAGGAGGCAGCUGCCUCUGUUUAUAAUUAGAUAUCCACCCUGGCCAAAGUUUAGUGCCUUGUUUAGCUUUUGAUGAUCCCUGCUUCUAAUACUUAUACAGAGUUACGGACAUCCAUGUAUUUUGAUAUGCUUAGACUUUCCCCAGGGGCCUGUCAAUCCCCGCCCCCCACACACACACAUAGUAACUGGGGGAGGAGAGUACGGUUGGGACAGGGAAAGGAGGGAAAGUUGUAGCUGGAAUGUCUCUGGCUGGACACUGAGUGUGGCUCAAUAGAACAUCUUCAGGGAAGCCCAAGCAGCGUUGAAGGAGUGCUUAUGGAUGUGCUGGGUCAAGUUCAUACUCUGUUCACCAUCCUCAAGUUGUCUAGUUCCUCCCUCAGCCCAGAAGCUUCAGUCUCAAUCAGUGCAGUGGAAAGUUGGAUUUGGAGGCUAGGGAAGUGGAUUAAAAUUCCCAGCUCUGCUACCUCCUCUGUGUGUUACUUUGGGCAAAGCCCCAAAGUAAGCCCCUUUGAACCUCCGAUUUCUCAUCCAUAAAUUGAUCGGCUAAAUGACCUUGAAGGUUGCUUGCAGUUCUAAAUUUGAUGCUGUUGUAAGGAGUCUACCAUAUUGGAAUUCAGCAAAGCUGACAGUUGGAAGAGGGGAAAGACAAGGACAUUGAAGUAUAAAGCACUCUACAACUCAGAAAGAACCUGAGAUUUGCAUAAAUACAGACUACCCCAUGCCUUUGUCCCCAGCCACUGAGCUGCAUAAGACCCCAACCAGGGAUCUGGGAAGUGAACUGGUUGGCCAUAAUAAGUUAGGAUGAGGUUCCUCACUGAGGGAAUCUGGAUUUGAAUAAGAACAUCCUUUUGACCCAUCUGGCAGAGAUGUUACUUCCUGUGAAGAACACAACCAAACAGCCUGCUUAGACUGGACUGGCAACAGCUGCCCAGUGGGCAAGAGACUUCUGCAGGUUGGUCAGUCCACAAGUUCAGUGAGGGGCUGGUUCAACAGCAGAACAAACUACUUAAUAAGCUCAGCAGUAUAUUGUGCCAUCCACCCAGGAGUGGCAAGCAGCUUAAUCAGCCCCUCCAAUGGAGAUGCUGUACCCUAGGAGGAAUCAGCCUAGCCAUGGAGUGACUUGUUCAUCACUGUCACCAAUACUGCCCUGCAGUUGAGGAUUCUGGAAAAAAGAAAGGAUGUGAAAUUCCUGGGAUUCCAGAAUUGUGAAUUGCCUUGGCUACAUGUGUGUCUCACUACACUGUACUUUCAGUUCAUGUCUGCUUGUCCCUAACAGAGUCUAUGUAUAUUUGUGGGAGAGUGCAUCCCAGAUUUUUUUGGGGGGGAAAUGCUUUGUAACUACUGUUGUUGCUAUGCCA
This is a messenger RNA of Trichosurus vulpecula (common brushtail), 6958 nucleotides long. It is a transcript of the gene TYK2, whose product is annotated as tyrosine kinase 2. Gene Ontology annotation, biological process: peptidyl-tyrosine phosphorylation; cell differentiation; cytokine-mediated signaling pathway. The coding region runs from base 292 to 3882 and encodes 1196 amino acids. The transcript is spliced from 25 exons. Lineage: Eukaryota; Metazoa; Chordata; Mammalia; Diprotodontia; Phalangeridae. Gene Ontology annotation, cellular component: membrane; cytoskeleton; cytosol. The record is from RefSeq and is a predicted model, not a curated record. Gene Ontology annotation, molecular function: ATP binding; non-membrane spanning protein tyrosine kinase activity; cytokine receptor binding.